Messenger RNA from Tupaia belangeri chinensis (Chinese tree shrew), 3858 nucleotides. RefSeq names its product spectrin beta chain, non-erythrocytic 4. The record is from RefSeq and is a predicted model, not a curated record. NCBI's taxonomy places the organism in Eukaryota, Metazoa, Chordata, Mammalia, Scandentia, Tupaiidae. Gene Ontology annotation, molecular function: protein binding.
AUGGCGCAAGUACCAGGAGAAGUAGACAACAUGGAGGGCCCACCUGCCCCUAACAACAAUAACCCCACAGCCCGCUGGGAGAGUCCAGAUCGGGGCUGGGAGCGGGAGCAGCCGGCCCCCUCCACUGCAGCUGCCUCACUCUUUGAGUGCUCCAGAAUCAAGGCCUUGGCAGAUGAGCGGGAGGCUGUGCAGAAGAAAACCUUCACCAAGUGGGUGAACUCGCACCUCGCCCGCGUGGGCUGCCACAUUGGGGACCUCUAUGCGGACCUCCGGGAUGGCUUCGUGCUCACGCGACUCCUGGAAGUGCUGUCAGGCGAGCAGCUGCCAAGGCCCACGCGUGGCCGGAUGCGAAUCCACUCGCUGGAGAAUGUGGACAAGGCUCUGCAGUUCCUGAAGGAGCAGCGCGUGCAUCUGGAGAACGUGGGAUCCCAUGACAUUGUGGAUGGGAAUCACCGACUGACGCUGGGGCUGGUCUGGACUAUCAUUCUGCGCUUCCAGAUUCAAGUCAUCAAGAUUGAGACUGAGGACAACAGAGAGACACGCUCGGCCAAGGACGCUCUGCUCUUAUGGUGUCAGAUGAAGACAGCUGGCUACCCAGAGGUAAACAUCCAGAAUUUCACCACCAGCUGGCGGGACGGCCUGGCCUUCAAUGCCCUCAUUCACCGGCACAGGCCUGAUCUCGUGGACUUCAGCAAACUCACCAAAUCCAACGCAAACUACAACCUGCAGAAAGCCUUCCGUACAGCGGAGCAGCACCUGGGGCUGGCCCGCCUGCUGGACCCUGAAGAUGUGAACAUGGAAGCUCCAGAUGAAAAGUCCAUCAUCACCUAUGUGGUCUCUUUCUACCACUAUUUCUCUAAGAUGAAGGCUCUGGCUGUGGAGGGAAAGCGGAUUGGGAAGGUCCUGGACCAGGUGCUGGAAGUGGGUAAGAUCAUAGAGCGCUAUGAGGAGCUGGCAGCUGAGCUGCUGGCCUGGAUCCACCGCACCGUGGGCCUCAUCAGCACCCAGAAGUUCGCCAACUCACUGAGUGGGGUGCAACAGCAGCUGCAGGCUUUCACGGCCUACUGCACACUAGAGAAGCCUGUCAAGUUUCAAGAGAAGGGGAACUUAGAGGUGCUGCUCUUCAGUAUCCAGAGCAAACUGCGUGCCUGCAACCGCCGCCUCUUCGUGCCUCGGGAAGGCUGUGGCAUCUGGGAUAUUGACAAGGCAUGGGGCCAGCUGGAAAAGGCCGAGCAUGAGCGGGAGGCUGCCCUUCGGGCUGAGCUGAUCCGGCAAGAGAAGCUGGAACUACUGGCCCAGAGGUUUGACCACAAGGUGGCCAUGAGGGAGAGUUGGCUGAAUGAGAACCAGCGCCUGGUCUCCCAGGACAACUUUGGGUAUGAGCUGCCGGCAGUAGAGGCAGCUAUGAAGAAGCACGAAGCUAUUGAAGCAGACAUCGCAGCCUACGAAGAGCGGGUGCAGGGUGUGGCGGAGCUGGCCCAGGCCUUGGCAGCCGAAGGCUACUAUGAUGCCCGACGGGUGGCAGCACAGCGUGACAGCGUCCUGCGCCAGUGGGCCCUGCUGACAGGGCUGGUAGGUGCCCGUCGGACUCGGCUUGAGCAGAACCUGGCCCUGCAGAAGGUCUUCCAAGAGAUGGUGUACAUGGUGGACUGGAUGGAGGAGAUGCAGGCUCAGCUGCUGUCCCGGGAGUGCGGGCAGCACCUGGUGGAGGCGGACGACCUGUUGCAGAAGCAUGGGCUGCUGGAAGGAGACAUUGCAGCCCAGAGCGAGCGGGUGGGAGCACUCAAUGCUGCUGCCCUGCGUUUCUCCCAGCUGCAGGGGUACCAACCAUGCGACCCACAGGUCAUCUGCAACCGUGUGAACCACGUGCACGGCUGUCUGGCGGAGCUGCAGGAGCAGGCGGCGAGUAGGCGCGCGGAGCUGGAGGCCUCGCGGAGCCUGUGGGCGCUGCUACAGGAGCUGGAGGAGGCCGAGAGCUGGGCGCGAGACAAAGAGCGCCUCCUGGAGUUGGCGGGCGGUGGCGGCGGCGCGGCGGGUGUUGCCGGCACAGCGGGCGGCGCACAUGACCUGUCCAGCACCGCGCGCCUCCUGGCGCAACACAAGAUCCUGCAAGGCGAGCUGGGGGGGCGGCGGGCGCUGUUGCAGCAGGCCCUGCGGCGUGGCGAGGAACUGACUGCGGCCGGAGGCACCGUUGGUCCAGGCGCCGAGACGGUGCACCUGGCCGGGUUGGCGGAGCGCGCAGCGAGUGCGCGGCGCCGAUGGCAAAGGCUGGAAGAGGCUGCGGCGCGGCGCGAGCGGCGGCUGCAGGAAGCGCGGGCUCUGCACCAGUUCGGGGCGGACCUCGACGGGCUCUUGGACUGGCUUCGCGCCGCUUACCGUCUGGCAGCUGCCGGUGACUUUGGCCACGAUGAAGCGUCCAGUCGCCGCUUGGCGCGCCAGCACCGAGCUCUCACCGGGGAGGUGGAGGCGCAUCGCGGACCUGUGGGCGGCUUGAGGCGCCAGUUGGCUACACUCGGGGGCGCCAGCGGUGCCGGACCGCUGGUGGUGGCACUGCAGGUGCGAGUGGUGGAAGCUGAGCAAUUGUUUGCUGAGGUUACCGAGGUGGCUGCGCUGCGGCGCCAGUGGCUGCGGGACGCGCUCGCGGUCUACCGCAUGUUCGGCGAGGUGCACGCGUGCGAACUGUGGAUUGGAGAGAAGGAGCAAUGGCUGCUCUCCAUGCGUGUGCCGGAUUCACUCGACGACGUCGAGGUGGUGCAGCACCGUUUCGAGAGCCUGGACCAGGAGAUGAACAGUCUGAUGGGCCGUGUCCUGGAUGUGAACCACACAGUCCAAGAGCUGGUGGAAGGAGGUCACCCCAGCUCAGAUGAGGUGCGCUCUUGCCAGGACCACCUCAACAGCAGGUGGAACCGCAUUGUGGAGCUGGUGGAACAACGCAAAGAGGAGGUGAGCGCGGUGCUGUUGGUGGAGAACCACGUGCUGGAGGUGGCCGAGGUGCGCGCCCAGGUGCGCGAGAAGCGACGAGCGGUGGAGAGCGCGCCUCGCGCGGGCGGCGCCCUGCAGUGGCGCCUUAGCGGCCUAGAGGCAGCUCUGCAAGCGCUCGAGCCGCGCCAGGCAGCCCCUCUUGAGGAGGCAGCCGCCGUGGCUGCGCGCUUCCCGACGCAGGCGGCGCGGCUGCACCAGGGCGCCGAGGAGUUGGGCGCCGAGUGGGGCGCGCUAGCCGGCGCGGCUCAGGCCUGCGGUGAGGCAGUGGCGGCAGCCGGGCGACUGCAGCGCUUCCUGCACGACCUGGACGCUUUCCUGGACUGGCUGGUGCGCGCCCAGGAGGCGGCUGGGGGCAGCGAGGGGCCCCUGCCCAACAGCCUGGAAGAAGCGGAUGCUCUGCUGACGCGCCACGCUGCCCUCAAGGAGGAGGUGGACCAGCGCGAGGAGGACUACGCCCGCAUCGUGGCGGCCAGCGAGGCGCUACUGGCGGCGGACGGCGCCGAGCUGGGCCCGGGCCUGGCGCUCGACGAGUGGCUGCCGCACCUUGAAGUCGGCUGGCACAAGCUGCUCGGCUUGUGGGAGGCGCGCCGGGAGGCGCUGGUUCAGGCGCACGUCUACCAGCUCUUUCUGCGCGACCUGCGCCAGGCACUCGCGGUGUUACGCAACCAGGAGAUGGCACUGUCUGGCAUGGAGCUCCCGGGCACAGUGGAAUCGGUGGAAGAAGCACUGAAACGGCACCGAGAUUUUCUCACCACGAUGGAGCUGAACCAGCAAAAGAUGCAGGUGGCCGUGCAGGCUGCGGAGGGCCUGCUGAGGCAGGGCAAUGCCUAUGGGGAGCAGGCCCAGGAGGCCGUGACCCAGCUGCUGGAGAAGUAG